AUGAAAAAUAUACCAAGGCGUUAUAUACCACAGCGUAAAAAUAUAUGGAAUUUCAAAAUCGAGGACACUUUAAAUAGAAAAGGAAUUUGAUAUGCCAGCGGACAAAGCACUACAAACUUAAGAUUUGAUUUUCUAUUUGGUUUUUAUUUGCGGGACGUUGUCUGUCAUUGACUUUAGGAUGUCGUGUUUCAAUGUGGAAGGAGAAAAACACGUUUCCUACGAGGAUAUACCGAAUGGCGACAUUUCUUUACAGUUCGAAAACGAAAUGCCCUUAGAUUCACUUCAGUUCCCGAAUAAAGGUGAUUCUGUCUUUAAGCCACCGACCCACUCCUUGUUGUAUCAUUUGAACCAGAUCAAGAAAACGGCUCUCAAUCCAGUUGACUUUGCAGCCCUCCUGGGAGAACUGGUGAUAAAUUCGAGUUUCAAGUACUACGACAAAUGUCCAGCUGAGUUCCUGAUAAUUUUCUACCUUCUCGUGAAUGGUUUUAUCCUGACGAUAAGACAAGUGCUUGACCUGAAACUAAGGAUCCAACGAAGAUUGUUACCCCCAUCCAAACGACAUCUUCCACAACAAAUGACGUGCGGAGUUUGCUGCAACCAGUUUCUGACCUUUCUCGCAAUUUCAUUCUUCCUUGCAAGUAACAUCUGGAUUCUGAGUGUGAACCCCGUGAUGAACGACCCGCACAGUCUCAAGUUUUGCCACCCAGUUCUCUAUUCGUAUGUGUGCUGGUUGACUAUAGGAGUGUACUCACUGCUCGCUGCCGGUGUAUGCUUCUGUUUCGGAGGCACGGUGAUCGGGUGCGUCGUGAGAGGUUGUGACUGAAAUUCCGAGCAGUGGGUACAUGCUGCUUCACGAAUUCCCGGCUGCAGAUCAAAAUGAUGCACUUAGAGACGCAAAACGUCAAUUGAUGUCAAUUACAAAUUGAGCAUGAUAAAAUAAAUGUUCCCCAAGGGAGGUACCACAGGGGGAUGGGGAGGGGUGAUCUCCCUUUAGGGGUCCCCCCCCCCUCAUUAAAAACAAAUCCUGGCACCGCGCCCCUGUAUUAACAAAGAAGUACUCCAGAGUAUGACAAAGAGAAAAUAAACUCACUCGUUCUACUAUUUUUUUAGUAGAUGGUUAUAUCUUAGGGGAUCCACGCUCUACAAGCAAUGCUUUUUAGUGGAUCCCCUCAUUUCCAUAUCAGAUUUUGUUAAAACUAUUUUACAAAUAUUUUGGAACUCGUAAUUGAUUUGUAAUCAUUGUUAUCAUAUUUCAUUUGUAUUUGUUUUUAUUUGUAAUGUAUGUUUGAUUUGUAUUUGCUUAUAACGUUGAUAAUGGAAAUGGAAAAUAAACUUGAACUAGAACUAUCCUUUGUGAUCUGGUAAUACGUUGUUGAUUUUGACGAGACAUUGCAUUCCAAUCAAUGUAGUUAGGAAGGUUUUCCUUUUUCAUGCUAAAAAUGGCAACUUUGCACAUUGGUGCAAUUAUAAUCAACAAUCGUAACAAUUGGUUUUCUAUCUCACCUUGAUUAAUAAUAAUAAUUGCUUAUUAAGCGCUAAUUCAAAAGUUAUAAAGCGCUAUACAAAAAAACUUGAGAUAAAACUGCACAAAAUGAAACUUGCAGUACUUAGUAUAAUAGCUAUAUAGUUCUCUGGAAUAUCAUUUAAAUGAUAUAAAUAUUACAAUUGCAGUGUAAAAAAAAUCAUGAACACAUUUAAUAUUAUGAUCCCAGUAAUAAAUUUAACAUUUAAUACUGAAUUAUGGACUUUAUAAUGAUAAUAUGAACUUUGCAUUUUCAACAGUGUUUUGUACAUCUCUUUAUAGGCCCCCAUUCCACAGAGGGGAGACAUUUGAAGGACAUUGAAAGACCAAAUAUGGGCAAAGUCAUACAGCAGUAUCUAAGAUCACUGAAAUUUGUCAUCUCUGUGGAAAGGCUCAGAAAGACCCCUCAAAGGAUUCUAAAAGACUGAUCGAUACUUCUUGUCUUACUGGACUAAGACUAGUCCUCUAGAUAUCUUUCAAUGAUCUUUCAAAAAUUUAUCAAUGAUCUCCACAAAAAUAUUGAGAGACUGUCGAAAGAUCAUGGAAAGAUCUGAUAAGAACUUUGAAAGUUCAUCGACAGACCGCUGAAAGACUGCUGAAAGACCACCAAAAGAUCUUUUUCUUGGAAGACCGUUUCAAAAAGUUUUGGGAAUCAUGAGGACCACGAAGAUCACUGAAAGAUCCAUCAGAAAUCGUGAAAGACCUCCGUGAUCGUUGAAAGACCUUUGAAAGAUCAAGCAAGUUUCAUGGCCUUACAGCAGUCUUCAAGAGGUCUUGCUCUCUGUGGAAUGGGGGUUUUAUUAUGCAAUAGGAACUUAUCAGAGAAUAUUUUAAGUAAUGAUUUUUCACGGCUUUCUUGAAGAAAACAUAGUGAUAAGAGAAGAUUCCUCAAAUAUUAUAGGAAUUCAUGCAGCCCGGCCCAACUCCCAAAAGUCGAGAUAUUGUUAGGAAAAAUAAACCGUUACAUUUUUAUUUUCUUCUGUAUUAUAAGACCCAGACCCCCACGACCUAUAUCAUUGGCAUAAUUAUGUAUGUAAAGUAAUUACACUCUCAUAAUAAUUAUGUACAUUUAAUUCUCUGCAUGUAAACAACAGUGUUAUUCAUAUAAUGUCUUAUAUUCUAUUUCUUUAUUUUUCUUUAUCACGGGCGGUUUCAAGGUAAUUCUGAUGAGGGAUGGAGUGAUUUUUUUCUACUUCUUGUUAAAAAAAAUAGUAUAAAGAUGUUGCAAGACCCAUGCAGAACUCUCUUAUUGGUAGUCCCUUUCCUUUCUUUGUAUUCUCUUCCUCCCUUUUCACUCACUAUACUUUAAAAAUCAUAGAGACGGUAACCCCCUCCCCCGUCACCCCCCCCUUCCUGUUUUACAUUGACACUCUCAUUUUAAUUUACUUUAUACAUUUUCACACUGAAACGUAAAUAAAUAUUUAAGAUAAAAGUUAAACAGUACUUAUUGCAUUGAUGCUCAUGACUUAUGGUUAUUAAUUAUAGGUCUACAUGUAAAUAUUAAUAAAUUGGUUUUUAAAGAGUC
Molecule: messenger RNA, 3047 nt
Organism: Lytechinus pictus (painted urchin)
Lineage: Eukaryota; Metazoa; Echinodermata; Echinoidea; Temnopleuroida; Toxopneustidae
Product: transmembrane protein 272-like
Exons: 5
Coding region: 179-823 (214 amino acids)
Source: RefSeq, a predicted model, not a curated record